Molecule: messenger RNA, 1969 nt
Organism: Cuculus canorus (common cuckoo)
Lineage: Eukaryota; Metazoa; Chordata; Aves; Cuculiformes; Cuculidae
Gene: DTYMK
Product: deoxythymidylate kinase
Exons: 5
Coding region: 40-678 (212 amino acids)
Biological process (GO): dUDP biosynthetic process; dTDP biosynthetic process; dTTP biosynthetic process
Cellular component (GO): cytoplasm; cytosol; nucleus
Molecular function (GO): dTMP kinase activity; ATP binding
Source: RefSeq, a predicted model, not a curated record
AAGUGGGCGGGGCGAUCGGAGCGCGGGCAGCGGCGAGUGAUGGCGGCGCGGCGGGGAGCGCUGAUCGUGUUGGAGGGUGUGGAUCGCGCCGGGAAGAGCACGCAGGGCCGGCGGCUCGUAGAGGCGCUGCGGGACGGCGGGCACCGCGCCGAGCUGCUCCGCUUUCCGGAGAGGAGCACAGAGAUUGGACGGCUGAUCAGCUCCUACCUGGGGAAGGAGAAGAACCUGGAGGACCACACCAUUCACCUGCUUUUCUCCGCCAACCGCUGGGAACACGUACCCUUGAUGAAAGAGAAACUGCAUCAGGGGAUCACGCUUGUGGUUGACAGAUACGCCUUCUCUGGAGUGGCCUUCACAAGUGCCAAAGAGAACUUCUGCCUGGACUGGUGCAAACAGCCUGAUGUUGGACUCCCAAAGCCAGAUCUGAUCCUAUUUCUUCAGUUAAGCCCGAAAGAAGCAGCGGAACGAGGGGACUUUGGAAAUGAACGUUAUGAGAACAGCUCCUUCCAAGAGAAAGUUCUACAGUCCUUCCAUCACCUGAUGAAGGACAAGACAUUAAACUGGAAGACAAUGGAUGCUUCAAAGAGCAUAGAAGACUUGCACCAAGAAAUCAAGUCCAUUGCAGAGGAAACCAUGCAGGAGGUGCAGAAUAAACCUUUGGGAGAACUCUGGAAAUAGAACUUUACACAGGUUUAUUCGUUUGGCCUGAAUGGGAAAUGCACCUCUUGGAUCUUCCUCACUUGUGAAGACUCUACAUCACCUUCCCGGGACUCCAGCUUUGUUCCCGUGUGUUCUGGGUCCAGCAUGGUGUUUUUAUCAGCUCCUCCCCUCCGGCCUGCGCAGCCCCUGCUGUCUUUUAUACACGGACACAGGAUGAGCACGUAACAAAUUCCUUGUACCGACCUCCCUGCCUCACGUGGGAGCUCGUUCCAGCCCCAGGUGUAGCACGGGGCUCCGGGGACGGCAGCGAGGGGCAGGCAGUGGCCUUCCCAGUUUCAGGGUGCAGCCAUGUGUCCGGUUCUCCUGCCUCUCAAGGAAAUGCAUCCCCCAUGCUGACACCAGGUUUUAGAGGACUUGCUAAUAAAUCUGAUUUUUAAAUAUUUUGUGCAGGGCAUUUGAUGAGAUUCAACAAAGCCAAGUGCAAGGUCCGGGUCAGGGCCAUCCACGGUUUCAAUCCAGGCUGAGAGCUGCCCUAAGAAGGACUGGGGGUGGUGUGGGAUGAGAAGCUCAAUGGCAACAAGUGCUCACAGCCCAGAAACCACCCGUGUCCUGGGCUGCAUCCAGAGCUGUGGGACCAGCAGGGAGGGAGGGGAUUCUGCCCCUCUGCUCCACUCUGAGACCCACCUGGAGCCCUGGGUCCAGUUCUGGAGUCCUCAGCACAGGGAGGACACGGAACUGUUGGAGAGAGUCCAGAGGAGGUCACGGAGAUGAUUCGAGGGCUGGAGCAGCUCUGCUAUGAAGACAGGCUGAGAGUUGGGGUUGUUCAGCCUGGAGAAAAGGUUGUGGGGAGACCUUAGAGCAGCUUCCAGUGCUGAAAGGGGCUCCAGGAAAGCUGGGGAGGGUUUUUUCCAAGGGCCUGGAGUGUCGAGAGGGAAUGGCUUUAAAUUGGAAGACUGAGAUUAGACAUUAGGAAGAAAUUCUUUCUCAUGAGGGUGGUGAGGCCCUGGCCCAGGGUGCCCAGAGCAGUGGUGGCUGCCCCAUCCCUGGAGGGGUUCCAGGCCAGGUUGGAUGGGGCUUGGAGCCCCUGAUCCAGUGGGAGGUGUCCCUGCCCAUGGAAGGGGUGGGACUGGAUGGGCUUUGAGGUCCCUUCCAACCCAAACCAUUCCAUGAUUUUUCCUGUGUGAUUGUUCCUCUAGGACACAGGAGGUGACAGUGCUGCGGCUCUGGCAUGAAAUCCAGGGAGAACACUUUGCUCGAGCUGUGGAACAGAGGGAGAGGAUCUGGAUGAUGACAAUGGGGCAAUUGCUGA